AAGUGAAUUCAAGCCCGCUAAAUCCCUACUAAAGACUUUUGCGGCAAAUGGACCGGCCGCCACUGGGAUACAACGAAUUAGGGUUAAUGUUUGGGUUCGACCGAGCCUGCGCAGCAGCUGACCUCAAAUCAGUGGCGGCGGUAGGGGCGGGGCUACGAGUCGCUGUGACCUCCCACUGGCUGCAAGAAACCGAACAACAUCUCCGAGAGGUCCGUGUGCCGGGAGCCGGACUCGGACCCCCGCCGCUCCCUUUGGUGAGGAUCCCGUGAGGAUAUCUGGGAGGAAGCCAGACUCGGAUCUUCACUCAACGGAUGGGAAAUAAAUACCGCGGGGGGGGUUGCACCUUCAAACAUGGAGACAAGACAUUUGGUGGCAAUAUUUCCACGCGUGGCUCCAGUUUGGCUGUGAAGGUGCAGAGGAGGAGGAUGACGAGCGCAUCCCGUCCGCGCGGCCAAGGCGCUGUUGCAUCUGUGAAAAAGCUCUCAAAGCUUCUGCAAGUGUGACUUUUCGUCCGUUUUGUGGCCGAGCGGGGUAGGAAAAAAAAGGAAAAAAGAAACAAAAGUAUUCAUUGUCAGUCGGUGCAAUUUUGCAUCUCGGAGGACUGAACCACAACAACUGGCUUUGCACAGUCCGCGUCACUCAGAUUGUUCCCAGUGAUUUGGUUGAAGACAAGUAAGGGCGAAUUUGGUCAUCAUCAUCGUCGUCCUCUCUGGUGCGUCAUGGGUACUGUACUAUCUCUGUCCCCUGGCUCGCGCAAGUCCAGCUACUAUGACAACCGUCCCGGCUCGUUAAGCCACUACCCGAGCCUGAGCAGCCGUUCCCUCAACAGUCAGAAGGACCGAGGCUUGAAGAGAGGCCAGUCCAUCUUCCUCCCGCUGCUCACGUGGAAGCGACUGGUCGCCUCCACCAAGAAGAAGGGUAACCCCAAGAAAGGCUCCAAUGGUCUGGUUGGCCUCGGUGACCCUCUCAACAACAACAACAUAAACAUUUACCAAAAGGAUCCCGUGCUGCACCUCAAUUAUGAGAACGUGAGGAAGUCUCUGUCGUGUGCCAACUUGACCAGCUACGAGGUCCCGGCGGGACUCGGCCUGGGCCUGGGCUACGGCCUGGGACUGGGUCAGGGCCACGGGUACGGCUGCGUGAAACCCCAGCCGCUUUCGUCUGUGAAAAAAGUUCCCCAGGGGACGCUGAGCACGUCCCCCAAACGUGUCAUCGUCCAGGCGUCCACCAGCGAGCUGCUGCGCUGCUUGGGGGAGUUCCUGUGUUGCCGCUGCUACCGCCUGAAGCACCUGUCCCCGUCUGACCCCGUUCUCUGGCUGAGGGCCGUGGAUCGCUCGCUUCUGCUCCAGGGCUGGCAAGACCAGGCCUUCGUCACGCCAGCCAACGUGGUCUUCGUCUACAUGCUGUGUCGCGACGUCGUGGACGGCGACCUGGUGGCGUCGGAGCACGAGCUUCAGGCCAUCCUGCUCACCUGCCUCUACCUGUCCUACUCCUACAUGGGCAAUGAAAUAUCCUAUCCACUGAAGCCCUUCCUGGUUGAGGCGGGUAAAGAGGCGUUCUGGGACCGCUGCCUCUCCAUCAUCAACGCCACGAGCGCCAAAAUGCUGCGAAUCAACGCAGACCCUCACUUUUUCACGCAGGUGUUUGCGGAACUCAAAAGCGAAGGGAGCUGCGUUCCACAAGACUACAGCCGAGUUCUGGAUCGGUGAGAGGAGUUUCAAAAGCGCGUUCUUGAUUUUUUUUUUUUCCGAUGGUCUUGCCAUCAGACACAAACAUUCUCCUCCAUCUGCUGCUGCAGAAACAGCCAUAUGUAUUUAUUUAAUUAUUCCAUCUCUUUAUGUUGGUUGCCAAUACGUGGCUCGAAAAAAUAAUAAUAAAAGAUUUGACUUGAAAUAUUCACUGUAAAAUUGUUGAGUCUAGGAUAGAAUUAAGUAGAACACUGACUUCCUCUAAGGCUGAAUAAUCAUGACCUAAAAGCACCUAAUUAUACAUCCUCAAAUAAAUCCUGAUGUAAAAAUGCAGAAUGAACCCCCAAAUAUUCGUGGUUGGCCUCUGUAAUAAAAGUAUUAUAAUAGUGUGCUAAGGACCUAUGUUGAAAUGAGUUUAGAAGUUUCAUUUGGAGAAAAAGUGUCCUUUGCCAAAAUCUUGUCAUAUUGGUGUCAAGGAACUACGUGGAAGUGAGUGGAGGAGAUUCAUUUAGACAAAAUAGUGCUUUGGCACAUUCUUGCGGCCUCUAAGGGCAAUGAUAAAACCUUUUUAAAGGGGUGUCAAUUAUUUGCUUUUUGCAGCAGGGCGUAGUCCCGAGCCCCCUUAAUAUUCGGGGGUUUGCUGCAUGCAUUAUUCAAUAAAUCAUUUAUAAACAUUUUUUUUUAAAAAUCCACAAUUCGUCCAGGUUAUUCUUCAUCACCCCGUCCAUUUCUUUUUUUUUUUUUUUUUUUGCUCCAUCAAGGAACAGCUACAAAAGCAACCGUUUGUGUCGUUUACCUCGAGUUUAUUUGAAUUCAGGAGCCAUUUGCUCCACACCUGUCCCUCCAAACCUCGCACAGCAUGUUGUCGGGCUCCAGUUGUCUCAGCUGCCUCUCGGGAUCAACGCAACCAGGCUUCCCUCAGCAUCCCCGCGCACCUCUUCCGAUGGGGUCCAGACCAGAGGACGCCGCUCUCUCGGAUUUCCCGUGGUCGUAACCUGAACAUGCAAACAGAUCGGAUUGACAUUUUCAUCAGAGACUGAAUAAUAAAAUGCGGCACAGACAGUUUAAUCUGCCUAAAUUGGAUAUUCCGGGACAAUGCCGAGCGAUAUCGCGACUGGCGGUGAGACCGUACCCAGACUGAUGGGAACAGCUGCGUGUCAGUACCAUGCGAGUCCUGCGGCUUUGUGUGUUCAGGCUUUUGUGGGUCACCUGGCCUGAGGGGACAGUUGCCUAUUUUCACUCUUAAUCAAAUUCACCGGGGGGGCUUUUCAGUGAGUGGUAGUAGUUUCCUCCCCUAAUUUGUGCGGACGUAUGUGAGCAUAAGCGUGACCGAGUUGUGUUGUGGUCAGCCGCCAGGGUCAUCUGAUGUUUAGCCCAGGCUGCGUUUCCCCUGCUUCUUGUUGACAGGCCGCCACAGCCCAGGUAUUAAUUACAUUAGCAGAUUACGCCCCCCCCCCCCAUCCCCGCCCACGCCCCCUCAAGACCUCUGCCCCUUCUCGUCCACCCACUAACCCCCGCAGAGUCCGGCAGCUAAUCCAAGCCACGCCGGACGGCCAGCAUUUAAAUGCCUCGUCAUGUGCUCUUUAGUCGGAAGGGGUGUGUGUGUGUGUGUCGACACACGUGUGCUGGUAGCGGCCCGACAGGAGUCCAAAUUUGGCUCGGCGUCUCAUUUGAGUGUGCUGCAGAUUCUCGUCUGUCAUCCGCUGCGAGUUCAUUAAUCUCGUGUUGAAUUAUUCCGUAGGAUGAACCACUGGCACUUGUGCUCCACUGACUUUAAUCCCGAAAGUGCAUAUUAAACACGCCCGCGUGUAUCAGCCUUCGUUAGACAUGUUGCUGUCGCAAUGCUAAAACGUGCGGCGGUGGAAUGUCGGCUUCAAACACAAGUGGGGAUAAAACUUCACAUUUAAUUUUUAAAUUAAUCUUCAUCCAUGUGACCCACAAUUUUUGCAAUUCUGUAUUCGCUCACAUUGUUGUGCGGCUGUCCCCCCCCCCCCCCAAAGUCACAAGACAAGAUAUAAAACAUGACCUUAACACGUAAACAAACACUGUGGCGCACAUCCAUUCACUGGGUAAUCCAGCCCUAAUCCCCUCCACCCAAUCAGAUGAAGAGGGAGCGAGGGAUGACGAGAUGAGGAGGGAAAUACAGUUCGGCAUUGGCGCUGCAGUUUUUGACCCCCGGGUUCAGCCUUCAAAUCCUCUGCUAACAAAGUGAAGGCCACAUAGUCCCAAAACUGCCUAUUCCCAGCCCUGUUGGGAGCCAAGCCUGCCUUGCCUCGGCACACGCCUGGGGGGUGGGGAGGGGCUCGCAUGAGUCACACCAGUCAACCAGAGACGAGUGACAGUCUGAUUCACAAGCAGAAAGAGAGGCUCCUUUUCUUGGCCUUCAAAUGGCAACCAUUUUGGGCUUAUUGUUGCCUCUGCAGCCCCUCGCUCGCACAUCUUUGACAAGGACAUUUGUGUCUCGGCCGGAUCCCCUUCCCCCCCAGCCCCCACCCUUUGCACCGUCCUCGCUUGCACACACACGCACACACUCAGCUGUUCAUUAGAUUUGACACCACAAGCCCGCCAGCCAUUGUCAGGACAAGGAAGGGCAGAAUUGCUGCCACGAGGUCUCUCAUAUUUGGUUUUUAUUUAAUGAGACCGUGGGUUCGAAGUUAAAGGUUACAUCUCCGAUUUUUAAUCAAAUCCGAGGAUGACAUACUGAGUGCUCAAGUGCUGGUAUUUCCUUGUGACAUUUUUAAUGGUCAUAAUUAACUUUACAAGCUUCUGCGACCAUUUAGUGAGCCUCUCUACCAUCCUUGAUCGGAGGCAGACAUGAAGAAAUCACUUCAGUCUCAAUGGCCGAUGUAUCGAAUUGUGACACAAAAUGGCAACUGUCCCCUCUUUAUAGUACCUCUGUCCAUUCAGUAACGGAGCCGGACCAGGUACCCGCUCCUCCAAUCGUUCCUCGGAGCGGAGCGGCUUCCGAGCCAAUUAACUGGUAUCUCAGCUGGAACUCGAAUCCACUUCAUCCAAUCAAAUCCCUCCUUUGAGAUUGACUUGUGGGAAGCGAUAACACAACGCUUUGUAGUAUCUCUGUGCUUCACGAGGAUUUAAUGGUUACUUGGACUCUAUAUUUAUCUUACCAGUCAAAUUCACAAACCAAAAAUAGUAAUAAAGAAAAGUGUAUAAAUAUUUAAAACAGUAUUUUAAGACCAAAAUGGUUCAUUUCCUGGAAAUAUUUAGUGGCAAAGUGGAUCAUCAGGUUAGCCCAAUGACACCAGAAAGUGCUUAUAUCAUAAAGUAGUUUCAAUUUUGUUGGAGGUAUUAAUG
Messenger RNA from Syngnathoides biaculeatus (alligator pipefish), 5000 nucleotides. RefSeq lists its product as uncharacterized. The record is from RefSeq and is a predicted model, not a curated record. The coding region runs from base 720 to 1709 and encodes 329 amino acids. Gene Ontology annotation, molecular function: cyclin-dependent protein serine/threonine kinase activator activity; protein kinase binding. NCBI's taxonomy places the organism in Eukaryota, Metazoa, Chordata, Actinopteri, Syngnathiformes, Syngnathidae. The transcript is spliced from 2 exons. Gene Ontology annotation, cellular component: cytoplasm; protein kinase 5 complex. Gene Ontology annotation, biological process: brain development; activation of protein kinase activity; positive regulation of cyclin-dependent protein serine/threonine kinase activity.